Messenger RNA from Harpia harpyja (harpy eagle), 2677 nucleotides. RefSeq names its product Rho family GTPase 3 (gene RND3). The transcript has 5 exons. Lineage: Eukaryota; Metazoa; Chordata; Aves; Accipitriformes; Accipitridae. Bases 91 to 825 code for a protein of 244 amino acids. Gene Ontology annotation, biological process: small GTPase-mediated signal transduction. The record is from RefSeq and is a predicted model, not a curated record. Gene Ontology annotation, molecular function: GTP binding; GTPase activity.
UGUGGGUGUUGGGGGUUUUUUUUGUUUUUUUUUGUUUUUUUUUUUUUUUUUACUUUCGUUGUGGCCGGCCGAGGGACUAAGCCGAGAUCAAUGAAGGAAAGAAGAGCGAGCCAGAAGUUAUCGAGCAAGGCGGUGAUGGAUCCCAACCAGAACGUGAAGUGCAAAAUCGUGGUGGUGGGCGACAGCCAGUGCGGGAAGACCGCGCUGCUCCACGUCUUCGCCAAGGACUGCUUCCCCGAGAGCUACGUCCCCACCGUUUUCGAGAACUACACGGCCAGCUUCGAGAUCGACACGCAGCGUAUCGAGCUCAGCCUCUGGGACACUUCGGGGUCUCCUUAUUACGACAAUGUCCGCCCGCUCUCCUAUCCAGAUUCUGAUGCUGUCCUGAUUUGCUUUGACAUCAGUCGGCCAGAAACUCUUGACAGUGUGCUAAAAAAGUGGAAAGGUGAAAUCCAGGAGUUCUGUCCAAACACCAAAAUGCUUCUGGUUGGUUGCAAGUCGGAUCUGCGCACGGAUGUAAGCACACUAGUGGAACUUUCCAAUCACAGGCAGACACCCGUGUCCUACGAUCAGGGUGCAAAUAUGGCCAAACAGAUUGGAGCAGCUACGUAUAUUGAAUGCUCAGCCUUACAGUCAGAAAACAGUGUCAGAGACAUUUUUCAUGUUGCCACUUUGGCGUGUGUGAAUAAAACAAAUAAAAAUGUUAAACGAAACAAAUCGCAGAGGGCAACAAAGCGAAUUUCACACAUGCCUGGCAGGCCAGAACUUUCCACAGUGGCGACGGACUUGCGAAAGGACAAAGCAAAGAGUUGCACGGUGAUGUGAAGGACCUUGAUUUCCUGGAGAAGGAGGAAGAGAGCGUCCGGGAGGGGUGGAGGCUCAAUGAAGUACGCAGCCACAUGGUAUUUAAUGAGAGCUUAUGCCAGUGCUUUAAUGGAAACUUCACCUGUUUUGUGAGACUGUACUUAGGAACUGAGCAGUGAGAAGAAAUGGCUCUAAACGAGGUGGCAUCGGGAAAUGAUACAUUGAAGAAAAUGCCAAAAAAAAAAAAAAAAGGGAAAAUGUUUGAAUGUGCUGAAAAAAGAGAGGGUGAAUGGGAAAAUAACACUGCAAAGAAGAGAGAUGUCAUUGACAGUGCUUGUUUCUUUUAUUAACGCUCUACUCCUGGAUGCUACCACUUUGAUUUCAUUAAAAUAAUACUUUAAUGUUUUUUUUAAAGAAGACAUUAUUAAUAUGCCCUCCUCAUUAAGGAACUAUCCCUGUGACCUUAUAGUUGGUUUUCCAAAGGAUAUGAUCUAAUUUUUUUUAGUAGCUCAUCGUUAAAAUGGGGAGUAUACUGAGGCCUGUGCAUCACCUAGAGGAAAACACUGUAUGUGAGAAGUCUGGAGUUUUGCCUUCCCGAGACAGCAGCGCAAUCUACGUUUGAGCACGUUGGUAAUGAAGGCAACCGUUUGAGAUUUCCGAGUAUUAUAGGUGCCCCCGCACUGUGGAAAUUAAACGGAUCAAAUUGGGGUGUGGGGGCAAACUACCUGCCCACUGCAGGACUCUGACUUCCCAUUCCUCUUCGUGAUUGUAAUUUAGAGUGAAAAUUAUCUCCAGUUCUGGUGUACUGUAUGGGUAUGUUGCUGUAGGUUCAAGUGAAAGGUGCUAAGAGCUAUGAUGACAAAUGAUCCUUAGUUUUACAACCAUGAUAAUUCGUUAAGCCUUACUGCCCAUCUGGGGAAGCCCCAAGACUCCUCUGCUUCUGCUAGGAGUUGGGAGAGCUGGGUGGAUCCCAGGAUCUAGCCCUCUGUAAAAGCUACAGAGAAGUGCUAUUCUGUGAUGUGGUUCACUGCAAUUAUCUUUGCAAAAAACCCAAGAAUCUGCAAAUGAGCCAGCAGAGCCAGGUUAUCUUUUGCGAUGCUCUUCUUUUGGGGCAGCCGUCUCUCGCUGCAGACUGUGUUUGCUCGUGGUGAGGAAAUGGGGUCUGAAGAACUGCGACGCCUUAAGGGGUCCCCAGUGGAAACUGGAUAUUGCCUUUAGUCUUUAAGAUUAAUAUAUACGUAUCCAGACAACAAUCACGAAACAUCGGUGAACCAAUUAAGUCAAAUUCCUUUUUGCUUACUGAAUACUAUUGUUACAUUAAAUAAAUCGGCCUUUAAAAUUGUUUGCAACUGCUUACUGACUGAUGUAACUUCAUAGCUUCUCUCAAAAGAAGGAUGCUGUAAGCUCUAACCAGUGCGGCUAUCGCUUGUUGAGGACAAGCGUUCAGUUCCCAAGGGUAAUGCUUCAUUUUUGAAGUGUUAAAGCUGCGUUCACGUUAACUUGUGCCAAGGUAAAGGGUUACCAUAAUUAAAACUCAGUUCUGUGUUCCCAGCACUUUGUCUCAUCUGCUAAGAAAAAAAACCCCACACCCAUUCCGAUCAUUUCCCACAAAAAGACAUUUUUACCACCAUAAUAAGCUUUUGACUGAUGCAACAGUGCGCUUAGGGCAGUAUUACAAAAUAGCUGGUAAGUGCUUUCUGUAUUUAAAUAUUGUGGAAAAAAUAAGUUAUAACUGUUAUAAAGCAGGACAUUCAUUACUUUUUUUUAAUUGUUGAAGUCACUUUGUAUGUUUGGUUAAUGUUUCUGCAGUAUUUAUUAAAAUACCAUUUUUUUUCUUUGAAUUAAAAAAAAAGUAAUUGACUUGUAGUGGAAA